CUAGGAUACUAUAGUACAGUCAUAGAAAGCAAGUUAUUAGUUUCUGCAGAAAACGUGUAAAAGGAAAUCACCAGCUCUUGCCAAAGCACGAUAUAUUUUCUCGGUCAUCAAGUGUGCAAGAUUGUGCCUUGAUUUCGUUCUUCUGGCCGAUUCCGGUUUCCCGGCUUUCUUUACUAACGCGAGUAAAGCGCUCAUAUAAGAACAAGAUAUGGGUAUGUACAAAAGCACUAUGGAUGGUGGAAAAGUCAUCAAAUAUCUAGUCUUGUUCUUCAAUUUCCUGUUCUUUGUAUUUGGUUUAGCUCUCAUGGGUGUUGGCGCUUAUGCAGAAGCAAAAUUUGGCAACUUCACCCACCUAUCGACUGUUGACUUUGCAUCAGGCUCACGUCUGCUUAUUGCUGUUGGUGUCAUUAUUGCUGGUAUUUCAUUCUUUGGCUGCUGUGGGGCCUGGAAAGAGAAUAGAUGCUUGCUUAUAAUUUUCUUUGCGCUUCUGUUUGUGAUGGUGAUCCUUGAAAUCACUGGUGCGGCCAUUGCGUACCAACAUCGGGGUGAGUUUACCGAAUUGCUCAAGAAAGACUUGAACAUCACGCUAAGGGAUUAUUAUGGGAAAGAUAAAGUUAAGACAGAAGCUCUUGAUUUUGUCCAACAAGAGGCCAAGUGUUGCGGUAUCAUGNUUGCUUGGCAUAGGGUUGCAUGGUGUUGGCUUGUUUGCUUGCUUGCUUGGCAAAGGUUGGUGUUGACUAGUUUGCUUGGCAUAGGGUUGCAUGGUGUUGGCUUGUUUGCUUGCUUGCUUGGCAAAGGUUGGUGUUGA
This is a messenger RNA of Exaiptasia diaphana, 808 nucleotides long. Its product is annotated as leukocyte surface antigen CD53. NCBI's taxonomy places the organism in Eukaryota, Metazoa, Cnidaria, Anthozoa, Actiniaria, Aiptasiidae. The coding region runs from base 209 to 808 and encodes 199 amino acids. Gene Ontology annotation, cellular component: membrane. The record is from RefSeq and is a predicted model, not a curated record. The transcript has 7 exons.